Molecule: messenger RNA, 1538 nt
Organism: Rhodamnia argentea
Lineage: Eukaryota; Viridiplantae; Streptophyta; Magnoliopsida; Myrtales; Myrtaceae
Exons: 2
Coding region: 194-721 (175 amino acids)
Source: RefSeq, a predicted model, not a curated record
CCCGAAAUGAGCCCAUCCAAUCUGUGCCGGAUCUUCUGGUUCUCUCAGCGCUGACUGACCGGCGAGAGUGCCGCCAUAUCUGUCCCCAAGUUUCAAACUUUCGAGCUUCGAUCGGAGAUUCAGAAGCUCAAGAGCGCCCCCAGAAGCCUCUCCAAUCUAGUCCCUCUUUACCCAAGCCAAUUUCUUCCAUCCCAUGGCGAUGAACAGCGUUCAAACCCUGGGAGCUCCCGCGUCCACUGAAAUCCCCGAAGAUGCCGAAAUAGGGAACGCAUCGGAGGAGGAAAUCGAGAGACUGGAGUCGGAUGUGUCGCAGAUGGCCGAGAAGAUCCUCCGUUACCGCACGAAUCUCCCCGAUCAGCUCAAGCAGGCCCUCGAUUUGCUAAAAUCCGCCGAGAGAUUCGACGUCACCAGCUCCCGACCCGGAACUUCGGGGGAUUCUGACCAAGGCUACGAUUGUGCAGUCCCAAAGCAAUGCAUAAGAAGCAGAAGAUCUCAUGCGGUGGGGGAAACUUCGAUUUUGCUUUUUUCCAUCCGUGGGUGUUUGAACUUAGCGUCUCAAAUGCACGCUAUUCUCAGUGCCCGUGAAAACUCUUCUGCUGUGCUUUUUCUUUCCCCUGUACCGCUUGAUUAUAUCGUAUUAAAACUUGAAAAAUGCUGUUUAAACAAAGAUGCUUCUAGUUUAUGUGAUGCUGGGCAAGGUUUCUUUGUGGAGUUUGAGUAGGCUUGCUGAUUGUUGUUGUUGUUAAGUUUUUGCUCAUUGUUAUGUUGUUAAUUCACUGUGUCUGAAGCAUAUAGAGGAGACCAAACGGUCACAUGCAAUGCGGAAUGUCUUAUGUCGUAUGCUAUUAGUAUCUGUAGAAUAUGUAUGAGGAAGAUGAUCUUCUGGUGUCAAACAUUUGGAUGUGUAGGGUUAUUUAUGGUUUUGGAGGGGCAUGGAAAACCUUUUUCUCACGCCUGUCAUGAUGCUGAAGCCUUGGGUGAGAUGCGAUUCCUUGUCAGUAGAAUCAUGGCCGAGCCCUAGCGUUUGUUUAUCUUCCUCAUUUAGUCGACUUUGCUUGGCGUAGCAACGGCAGCAAUCGAGUGUAGUAAGAGCUAUUUGGUGGUAUGAAGGGAAAAACGGUGACCUGAAUGUUCUUCGUUGGUCAGCCGGCUCAGUUUGUUUUCUAGAGAAUUGUGCAUGUGAUGGAGUGAGUCGCAAAAGAGAACCUGCAAGCAUGUUCAAAAAAUCGAAUUACUUGCUGUUGGGCGGAAGUUAUCCACGGAGACAUUAGGUUUUGGAGUAAUACUUCUUAACUUGUUCAUAACAGGGAAUUUACCAUGAACUGACUAGAAUUCUACUCCUGACUUGGUGCUUUUCUCACAAACUAACAAUAUAUUAAUGGAGCAAACUGUUCACAAUUUUGUUAUAUUCAGAGCAAAGCUUGAGCAUGCUCAAUGAGCAAACUGUUUUUAAAUGUUCCGUUAUGCUGCAUCAACCUCGUGUUGUAUCAGUGUCUUCUCUGCAUUACUUCAACUGGAGUCAGCAUUGAUUCCGAGAA